Molecule: messenger RNA, 1061 nt
Organism: Salvia splendens (bonfire salvia)
Lineage: Eukaryota; Viridiplantae; Streptophyta; Magnoliopsida; Lamiales; Lamiaceae
Product: putative methyltransferase DDB_G0268948
Exons: 2
Coding region: 47-874 (275 amino acids)
Source: RefSeq, a predicted model, not a curated record
ACCUCACUUAUGAUAUUAUCACAAAUCCAACACACACACACACAGUAUGGCAGAUUUGAACUCUGGGGAUAAUCCUAUCUACCAGUCAAAACAGUAUUCUGAGGGCAGGCCUAAUUACCCUCAAGAACUCUUCCAUUUCAUCCUUUCCAAUACCCCCUCUCAUGAACUAGCAUGGGAUGCUGGCACCGGCACUGGCCAAGUAGCCAACUCACUGACUAAGCUUUACAAGAGCGUGAUAGCGACAGACAUAAGCCCAAAGCAACUAGAAUUUGCAGAUAAGCUUGCAAACAUAACAUACCAAUGCACUUCCCCCAGCAUGUCCAUGGAAGAACUCCAAAAGAAAGUUGGAUCAGAAUCCACUUUUGAUUUGAUCACCAUAGCUCAAGCCAUGCACUGGUUCCACCUCCCUACGUUCUACCAGCAGGUGAAGUGGCUUCUGAAGAAGCCCAACGGGGUGAUCGCCGCCUGGUGUUACACCACACCAGAAGUCAACCCAACAGUUGACUCACUGUUCCAAAGAUUUUACACCAUUGAUGCUGGUCCUUACUGGAAAUCUGGUCCGUCCCUGGUAUCACCUUGUGAAACAGUGGAACAGGGAUACAAAACCAUUGAUUUCCCGUUUGAACCAGUAGAGGGACAUGAGCACACUGGACCAUUUCGAUUUAACAUAGAGAAAGUGAUGGAUUUGGAGGAUUAUUUCACAUACUUGAGGUCGUGGUCUGCAUAUGAAAUUGCUAAACAAAAGGGUGUGGAGUUGCUCACUGGCAGUGUGGUGGAAGAGUUCACAAGGGCUUGGAGUGAAGAUGGCAAAAUCCAAAAGACAGUCAUUUUCCCUCUUUAUUUGAGGAUGGGGAAAGUUGGUUUACCGAGUUAAAAGACAUAUUUAUGUCAGAUGUACACAUACAUGUUACCUGAAUAAUUUUCGACAUGGACAUGUAGCUAGUUGAUGGUGCCUGGGCAUGAUUGUCCAUUCCUGUAAUAAAGCUGUAAAAUUAUGAUUGCGCAUUUCUGGAAUGAAAAAAGAAACUUGUAGUUCUAAUAACUACAUGAUUCAGCUGUUA